Messenger RNA from Cladocopium goreaui, 3312 nucleotides. The record is from the annotation of a GenBank genome assembly. NCBI's taxonomy places the organism in Eukaryota, Dinophyceae, Suessiales, Symbiodiniaceae.
GAUCGGCAUUGAGAGAUAACGUGAACUUUAGUUCGCAGACCGCGCUGCAGCUGUACUGCACCAUGGUGUCCUUGUUUGCGUCAAACACCUUCUCAUCUCAUUUUGUUUUUCUCGAUUUUCCUGGUUCGCAGUCCUUGCAGCAGCUGUGCUGCAUCAUGGUUUCCUUGUUUGCAUCAAAGUUGCAGUGCCAUGUUGAAUGUGCGGUGUUGCGGGUCGAUGAUAUGAUUCCUUCGGCUGCAAGCGCACACUGCGUUACAUGUGUCGCGCGUUUCCCUUGUCUCGCUUCAACCUGCAAAGCCUUUGCUCUGUGGUGUCACAAUGACCGUGUAGUGAUGGGGACAUCCUGCCUACGGCUCCGACAGCUCUGGUGUGUGUGCAAGCGCCUGCGCAAAGUGGUGCAGAUCGUUGCCAGCGGCCGCGCUUUUGCCGCAGUGACAUCAUACGGAUCUGUUGUUACCUGGGGCUUGCCGAAGAUGGUUGCUGACAGGGCAAUGGUACGGCAGCAGCUCUAUGAUGUGAGAAGCGUGACUGCAGCUGCCCAGGGCGCAUUUGCCGCCCUUCGUCAUGAUGUGUCUGUCACAUGGCCGGAUGCGCCAGAGGAAGCUUCUUUGUCCAAAAGUUGCGUGGUUGGGAUGGUGUGCCUAGGGAAGGUGAUUCAAGCCAGCAAGGUUGAAAACCCAUGGGUCUGUGCCUCCUUGCCGUUGGUCCCCGAGAUUGUUGCCAUAGAGUUCAGAUCCCCAGUUCGAUGGGAAAAGGGGAAGCAAGUUGUCUGGCAUGUCAAAGAAGGAGAGAUGCAAGGGAAGCUGAAGGAAGCAACCGCCUCUGGGAUUCCUUGUGGCCAACUGCAGAAAAUGAGGGACCCGCUGCCAAGCGCCAGAAGCUCACGCAGCCGCCUUGGAAAAGCAAGAAGCGGAAGCGCCGUUCUGACGCUGGGAACACCGGCAGUCCGGCUCAAGUUUCCUUCACAGCAUCCAAGCGUCGCCGGCUGCUUCUUCGCAGCCCUUUGCAAAAGCCGAAGUUGGCAAAAGCAUCAGCAUCAGAAGCCUUGCAGGCCAGCACAAGCCCGCAGAGGGGACCUGACCGUUGCAGUCUUGCCCAACGGGUGGCAGCAGGAAGGCUUGCCGUUCCAGAAGCAACCGGGGGAAACACAAGGAGAUCAAGGCAGAGCUUUGCGCGAGAAUGCAGCUUUGGCAGCUCGCUGGCAGGCUGGCAAUGCAGAGCUAGGUUUGGCCACUUCAUGCACAGUUGAUCACUCGGUGCGAUCCGUUGUGCCAGUGCGUUUGCGGGCGCACCUGGCCGAACGAGCUGCUUCAGGUAUUACCCAUCACGCGGCCCCACGCGCAGAUGAGAGCCGUUCCUUUUGGAUUCCGCGGUCUGGAGAUGGCAGCGGCCGGGCAGAUGUGCAGCGGAUUCGCUUGCUCUACAAACGUGAUUUACACGGAGAUGAUGGGCUCGUUAUAGUUUCCUGUGACGAGGAGGAUGUCAUCUCCCCGCAGCAUGCUCCACCAAACGUAUGUAGACGCUGGCGUUCAGGUGCAUUAGAGCCCAUUGCGGGUGUUGAAGUUGACCUUGCAUUGCCGCGGGCGCUGGAUGAGCAAAAUGUUCGUCUCUUGCUUGUCUAUACUGGAGUUAGUUUGCUAGAGAUGGCCACGUGUGAAGUUUGUGGAGAUGGUUUCGCAGACGAUGCGGAAAAACACUUGUGCUCCCCGAGCCGAGACUCUUGCUCGCACGUGUGCCACGCGGAUUGCUUGCAGCAAUACCGAUUAAAGCAGGGCUGCCCUAUGCAUGACUGCCCAUUCUGUCUUCAGAAUGAAGAUUCCCAGGAAGAGGCUGAUGAUGCCGCUUUGCAAGAGAUGGAGAUUGAGGCAGCAAUGGAAGCAGAGGCUGUGGCUGAGGGGGUAAAAAGAAAGACCAGAGAAGAGGCAGCUUCGCCUGUCCGUGCGGGUGGGGGCCCAGCGGGCAAGAAGUUAGCAACCAACGCAAGCCCGCCAGCAGGACAACGCAGCCCAGUGCCGCCCACCCAAAGGUCCCCAAGCCCAGAAAGCCCUCCCUUCACACAGGGUGGAAGUGAAGCAGCCCGCUUGUCCAUUCCAAGCUUUGGGAUUGACAUCUACGACGACCUGGUCGGACCAGCAAGGGACCACCACGCUGUGGCAUCAGACUUUGCCUUCAGAACUCGAGAAGUGCUGCCCGUGCCUUUCGAAGUCAGCUUGAGAACCAUUGCCCGCAAGGAAGGCACGCGGCUUCGAUUGCAGCCUGAUGAGGAGCACCGACGUGGCUGCGUAGUCCAGAUUGUUUGCGCAGGUCUGCAUUACGGCAACAAAGAAAAGAUGUGCACUUGGCUGAACUGCGAAGAUGACAAGACAGUCACUGGAGAUGGUGCCACGGCGCUGACUCAUUACACCUUCGUUCACCAAGUGUAUGGACAGGUGUCGCUUUGUGAGUAUGUGCUCCAGCCGACUGCAAGCAUGUUUUGCAAGAGAAUCCAUGCGACGUGGCAAACAAGGCCAGUGACAAGUGACCCUGAUCAGCAGAGCCAGUCCAGCAAAGAGUUCCUGAUUGACUUCUUUGGUUGGAUGGGGCGCGUGGCAAGCAACCAGGACAAAGACCACUAUUUUGACAAGUUCGCCUUGCCCGUGCUCAGGAAGGCUUUGCAGGGCCCGAGCGCGUUGGCCCUUGAUAGGAUCAUAGAUGAGUUUGCCGUUGAGAUGACCAUCUUCGAUUUGGGACAUGCCUUGCAUAUCUGGCGUCGCCAAAUGUGCUUGUGGUUUGCCUUCUAUCGCUCCAAGCAAGUCCAAGCCUUGGUAGACCCCAAAGCAGUGCCAGAUGUCAAGCCCCCAGGACUUGCAGAUUUGGAUGCCAAGAUGAAAUUGCAGCGAGUCAUUCUGUCCAAUCCUCGAUGUGUUGGUCCAACCUCCACUGCGCACAUUCGCUCUGUUCUGAAUUACCACUUUCAGAAGGAGAAAGAGGAAAAACCAGCAAAGUUCGUCUUGGCAGCAGUCAAAGACCUCUUGAAAGUUGGCAUCUUGCAAGAGGUUGACAAGAAGGAAGUGGAAGAACAGGCGCCCAAACUUAAGGACAAGAAAAGCGCCAAGAGCAAGGAGGCCACGCUAAAGAGCGAGCCACGAGGCCCGCCAGGUGGCCACGCUGUCCUGUACUACCAGACAUGUGCCUGGGAGGGCCUUUUGACUAAUUCGGAAGCUCAAGACAUGAUUGCCAAGCUUCAACUGAGUGCCGAUGCUAAGUGGCACCAUGACAAUGGCUUCUACCUUAGGGAUUCAGCAGAUGCUGAUGCCAGCAUGCGUGAUGUUG